Molecule: messenger RNA, 10570 nt
Organism: Malaya genurostris
Lineage: Eukaryota; Metazoa; Arthropoda; Insecta; Diptera; Culicidae
Exons: 6
Coding region: 2271-6815 (1514 amino acids)
Source: RefSeq, a predicted model, not a curated record
CAGCACCAAGAGAGUGGUGUUUAGUACUGUUCGGGAACGUCGUCAAGAUGGCCAUUUUGUUUAUUCCGAUAAAUACUACCUGCUAGGAUUUUAUAGUACGGAAAAUCAAUAAAAUUGUGUCCUCAAAGUGGCCACUUCCGGUAGUUCCUUAGACCGAGGUCGGUACAAUCGAAGUGGAAAAAGUGCUAGUAUCCGUCGGGAGACUAAAUUGUGACCCCAUUUUUCGCGGGGAGAAGUUUAAUAAGUGCUGAAGUUGAAGAUGGUGUAGGACUUUUUUUUUCUUCCACUUGCAUCCCCUCUUCGUCAAUUUUCGUGUAGUCAAGCAGUGUAGCUCGGUAUCGAGAAGAGUCAGAGAGAGGAUAUUCAAUUCUAGCCCCGAGACGUCGUUUUUCGUAGUGUCUUGCGGUAUCAUCGAGGAAAAAAGAAAAUCCAAUAAAAAUUUUCCCCGUGAACAAAAAAUGUUCUUCAUUUUGCCGGAAUUUGUGUAGACUAUUGCCGUACGAGAACCAUUGUAUCCAUGCUGAGGAGGAGGAGCUAAAUCUUAUGAAAAUGACUUUCAAACGAGCCUAAGUUUGGUUCAAUAUUUUUCGAGAAAAUGAGCGGAGAAGAAAAAAAGUGCGAUUUGUCGGUUGCGUCACUUAUGUCAUUGUAUCUCCGGAACCAGACGAGAUAGCCAUUUGAUUAUAAAUACUAUAAAACGAAAGGAAAUCGGUUCAGCCAUUUCGGGAAAGCGGUUGCCGGGUGCUUAGGAAAAUUUCAACAGGACUCGAUAAACUUGAAACCGUAAAGGAUACCAGUCAACGCUGUUGGCUGGCUUCUCUCUGUAUCGCCUGUGUGUCCCGUGAGAGUACCAACGACUAGAACCCAAGAGAGAACAAGGACAUCCGUAGCCGCCGUUUAGCGCAGUAGUGAGUGUGAACCCAACGAGUGCGGAGGUAUUACGUUUACGCUUGGUAAUGGUAUUUGCCUUCCAUAUCCUUCUCAGCGGAUAACUCCGAUUAGUGCAAAAUAUCGAGUCCGCCGUAGUCGAAGCUUAGUUGCACAAAAAGGCAGUUGCGUUUGAAACGCAAGACGGACAUCGCCUCUGAACCGGAACGGACGUUGUCGAUCAAUAGAAGGAGCAAAAUAUAAUCGGGGAAUCGGGUCACGCGUGUCAACUUCAAGCGGGAUUAUCUCGCCUGUGUUCCGUCGGCUCCACAUUCAUUCGUUGGGGAUCGCGUCCCCAGGCGGGUUGUGCGAUGAUAAAUUAAAAGUGAGAAUCAGUCCAGUUCUAUCCGUUAUUAAGCUAUAUAUAUACAAGUAUACGUUCGGUUCCACUCGACGGACGGCUGAAUCCGCCGGGAAGAAUUCGUGGAACGUUCCCGUUUCGAAAUACACACCGUAUCGACGUUUUCUAGUUUUUCGGUCGAAUCGAACAUAGCAAAGCGGAAAAGAAGAAGCAAAUAAUUAAAUAUUCCGCCUGUGUAUGAUAGAAAGAGAGUGCUCUGUGUGUCUAUGUUUCUUUUAUGUUCCGAACCGUGCUGGCGGGAGGAAAGCAGUAGAAUGAGUAAGCUUCUAUCUGGUUCCCGGUGUUUCUAGUCCUCCUCUACACCCGCUGCCGCACAAGCGACCUUCCGAGAGCUGAUUUGCUUUGCUUAGUUCACUCUAUCAUUAGGACAGACGCGCGGGGCUCGGCUGCUCAACUCGGCUGUGUGUUCAGUGUUAAGAUCUCGAAUAAUUCUACGGUCGGGAUCCAGUUCAGGAUUUGUGUGAGUGUUUGUGUAUUUAAGAGGAACGUGAAGAGCCCCGGCCUGGAGUGCUAGGGGCAACGAAGUAGUAUUCUUGUUUCUUGUUCUUGGAGGUGUGCUGAUGCUAAAUAGAAGAAGAAACAGACAUGUGAUAAAUAUGAACACAGCAGUGUUCAGCUAAAGUUCUGAAGGCCUUUGCCUGCCUGCUAGGGAAGGAAAGGGAAGGUUGAGGUGAAGAAAGAAGAAAAAUAAAUUUCAAGUGUUGUGUUUUAGCACCGAAGAGGAAAGAAAAGCACCGAAAAUGACGAAAAUCUUGCAUGAAACUCGAAGAAGAUGUGCUUAGACAGUGUUUCGGAGCGUUUUCGCUCUAGUUUGGGAUAAUUCUCAUCAUUUCGGGGGUGAAAAUCGAUAAUCCACUAGUUCUCGGGUGUGUGGGUUCAAGAGUGGAGAACCUCGUGAAGUGCGGGUGUGCUGUUUUAAACCUCUUGCACAGAAGGGACGAGGUGCGAAAGUCGUCCACCGCGGCACAUACGGCCAUUCACAAUGCUUGCCGAAGGGACAUUGCAUAAGAAAUACAAGAUCUCCUUAUCACCGGACCAUACCGCCGCUAGCCAACGUGACAGCCGUGUCAGCAGUAGAAAUGAUAUUAACGAACGAAAACAAGAGGAUGUUUGCGGCAGCCUUAGCGGUACGAUCAGUGAUAUCAGCAGCUGCUUACGGCUGCCGAAUCCUGGCUGCUGCUGUAGCCAAACGGCGGGUGACGGUGAUCCCAUUAGCAACUGUAGCAGCAGUAGUAGCCGCUCUAGUAGUAAUAGUAGUUCCCGCAAAUCUGGUCGGCGGAGACAACUCCGACCGCCGGAUACGGCGAAGAAAGUAAGGGUGAGAUCCAGUACCGGUACAAACGUCACCUGCAGCUAUGAACCCAGUCGAUCCCGGAGGCCUAAGUCGGCUACCAACAGCUUCAUCAUCACACGCAGAUAUUCCUCCUUAGCGAUAGUGUUAAUUAGUACCGUUCUAUUGUUGUGCCACUGUGGACCAUCAGCAUUCCUCUUCAGACCGAGUUGGGCAGUUCUGCUCGAUGCUAAUGGGGAAAGUACCGGACCGGCCGGGGCUCCGGUGCAGGCCUUCAGCGAUGGGCUGGGAAAUUUUAAUUUGGAACGAAGCAUUGCGGCCGUGUUCAGCCGGGUGGCAUACGGUUCGACGACGACAACGAAACGCAGCAUACCGGACAACGUGUACGUGCCCAGUCUGACAACCGUUUCGACGCCACUGCUGACAACGUUUAGGUAUCGGGAAAAGGACAAGGACUCGAUUAGUCUGGGUGGUGGUGGUGGCGGUGGAAGCGGCGCUGGCACACUGGAAGCACUCGGAACGGGCGGACGAGAACCGCACUACAACCAGCAACAGAUCAGUGCCAACCAUCGGAACUACGAACUCGAUCUGGAACGAGAUCACGUGUUGCCCACGUCGGCUCCUAACGCUGAAAUCCUAAAGAGCAACAGCAACCCGACGUACCCGAAUCCGAACCGGCAUCACGGGCACGACCGGCAUCGGCACUCCAAUUCGACACCGUAUCCGCAUGGUCACAACAAGAAAGGUGUUCCCACGAACGCCAUGUUCCCGGGAGACAUCCCAUCGUACUCACCGCCAUCACGGGCCUUCUUUCCGCCGCCACUGUCGCGCAACUACACGAAUCCGUUCGCGGACAAGCCAACACUCCGGGGAACCAACAGUGACAGUGCGAUCAUCAACACCGGAAGCUACGUGAAUCGCCGUCCACUGCCACCUCCCAGUCUGAUGCCCGGUCACGAGCGGAUUCCGAUCCGGCCGGAUCUGAACGGAUCGGUGAAUCCGCAAAAACCGCAGGAUGUGGCUGCUCUGCCACCUCCUAUUAUGAGUGGGCCGCCCUCCAGUUCGUCCCAAUCGAUCGAUGCCCAGCGGAAGAAGGCACUCAACACGCCAUCGGAGAAGAGCAGCAAGCUGGAUUCGGCGAAAAGCUACGGAGUGGACAAUAAGUUCAUGCUGGAUUCGAACGGGAACUCGAGUGCAAUACUGCCCAAUGGAAUGCACUUUCCAUCGAUUUCAAGAAUCCUGAGCGGCUCGAACGGACGAACGCAGACGAUUCCGGAUGUACUGCUGCGUUCGGUGACAUCGGCACCGAGGCCAAAUCAACCAACGUUCGAUUUGAACCCACCGGUGACAUCGCUGAGUAAUGCUAAAAGUUUAAACAAGGGAAAUAUCGAACCGACGAACGAUGAUGAAGCGGACGAUUUCGACGGUGGUAAUGAAAAUAGCGGUAGAGAUCAGGACGAUGAGGAUGAUGACGAGGAAGACGAUGAGGCGGUUCCCGAGAAAGGGCUGGGAAGUUUGGAAGCACAAAGUGUUCAAACCAGCACCGUCAGUUCGUUGAUUCAUUUGUCUUCCUCGUCAUCGCCUAUUACCCAGAAGAUGCCAAAUCUGAACCUGAAAUCGGUGAUGAUUAAGGCGAACGCUAGCGGAGAAGAGGGACAGAUAGGUAGUGGAUAUGGUAAUGAUAGGAAUUUUGCUAGCGACAUUGAAGAUAUUAGCACGUGGACGAUUGCGUGGAAUAUUCACGUGUAUCUGUCGGCAAUUUUGUUUACUAUUUUGGCGGUGUACUCGAUUUUCAAGAUAAUUUUCUAUGACAAACUGACACAUCUAUUUUCGCAAUCCUACUUCAUCAGUAUUCAUUUGAUCCUCAUAAUCAUCUGUUUGUUGCGGAUUUUCUAUUUAUGCUACGACGCGUACAACAUUCACUUUAGUUUCAACCUGUUCACAUCCGAACUGUUGCUGAAUCUGCCGCUGACAUUCCUCACAACCACGUUCGCCAUUUUGAUUCUUUUCCUGUUGUUGCGAUCAAUCAAUCACAAAACGAACCGAUACAGUUCAAUACUUCGUCCGCUGACGAUCAUGAUCGGAUCCGGAGUUCACGUUGGUCUGUGCAUAACGCUGCAUUUGGUAGAGUCGUAUGAAACGCAACAAUUCUACCACAAACAGGCCCAACUGAUGGCCAGUAGCCGGGGUGGUCAGACUGGCCAUGGACCCACCAACAUCCAAAUCCCACCAAGAGUUCUCUCGCUGAUUUGUCAAAUCAUCUACAUCUUUAUCUGUCUAUCUCUCGGCAUUCUCUAUCUGUAUAUGUAUCGGCUGCUGAAGAGAAUCUUGCACAAAAGUCAAAACUACAUUCACGGCUACAACAACCUGUCGUACGCGAUUCACAUAACGAUUGCUACGGCACUGUUGUUUAUUUUGUUAGCAGCCCUGCAGAUAUACGGUGCCAUCAGUAUCAGCUCCCAGACUAAGGUCAAACUUUCGCCGAACAAUAAUUUGAACGAUGGUUCAUCGAAGAAGACACUCUGGGCAUCCCACAUCGAAAUCGAUUGGUUCCAGUGGGGUUAUCAGUUCAGCUUGCGGUUCAUCGAAAUAGUAAUUAUUGCGUUGCUUUCGUGGGUAACCGGUCUGAAGACCGGAACCUCGAAGGUGAUCCAACGGGAGAAAGACAUGGAGCAACCGAAUGCCAGUGGUUUCGCUCUCUUCCCGUGCACUUCGUCGUCCAGUCAGGAGAACUUCGAAACGGACUAUCCGGCGGUUUGUAACGCAAAUACCAAUUUGCACACGUACACCCUCCGGACGGGUAAACCUAUCUACGACGAUAACUUUGCGUUGAAUUCUUUGAAUUUGGAACAGAACAGCAAUCAGGAUCUGCAACUGGGUCCCGGUGGGAACGAUUUCCAGCGGUCAAUCGAAACCAACAGCAUGCGGUCGAGUUCGCACAACUACAGUAACAACUACAACGGUAGCCAGCAGGCGGAUCAGCACGAAGAUUUCAUGAACGAUAGCGAACAGAUGCCGGAUCACUACGAAAACCCGAACUUUGAACUGAAGCAUCAUUCCCACCGAGGCCAACCACCGGAGGGACCACAGUACCAUGACAUCAUUGACAAUUGCUACUCGGAACCAAUCAAUGCCCCGCAGUAUGACACUAAGAGUCUGAGGGGAGCACCGGGACCAUCGAUGCAUAUACCGCCUGGUUCCCGAAACUACGAUUUCCAAAAUUUCGAAAGACCGUCCUUCGAUCAGGCGGCUUCCUCGCAGUCAAUUUCCAGGGGUGAGUUCAGGGCCUCGAAAAAUUUGAAAACUCUCAAGAGUGGUCAGGCAAACUACGACGGUGCUAAUACGAUGGGACACCAUCACUACAAUCACUUCAAUAACUACAACGAUUCGUUCGAGCGACGGAUAGGUGUGCGAAAAAGUGGUACCCUGAACAACAUCGGAGGAAUGCACUUCAACCAGCAUGCCGGUGGAAGUGGUCGGAAUAACAAUAAUUCGGCAUCCUCGGCAUCGUCUUCUGCUUCGUCCAACAAUCGUGGUGCAAUACAUCAACAACAGCAACAUCAACAACAACAUCAGCAGCAGCAACAACCAGGUCAGGGUAGACCUCCCCGAAGUGUCGUUGCUCCCGAACGACAUCUCAACGGUGCUCAAACGCUCAGUAAUGCUGUACGUGGCGGUCCAGAUCAUCAUCAUCAUCACCACCACCAUCACCCGCAAGCGGCUCCGCGAAAUCUCCCUGGAGGAGAAUUCGUCCACCCGGGAAGCUUCAACGAUCGGAUAGUCAAUGGCGUCGGUGUCGAUCACACGUCGCAAGACAAUGUGAACAACUUCGAUGACAAUAGCAGCUCGGCCAGUUACUACCACAGCAAGAAACGGUCCCGAGAAUCGUCCAGCUCGAGCUACACCGGAUUCAAUAACAAUGGAAGUGAUCAUGGUCCGCAGAACCAAGAACCCGGAAGUUCAUCGCCCACGAUGUCCGCCUCGAAUGUUCCCGCCGUCAAUGGGCUGAACGGUGGUGGUGGUGGCAGCAGUUCCGGAGGUUCAUCCAGUGGAGUUUUGCCUGGUAAGAUCGCCCCGGCUACCUCGGUGGUCGCUGUUGGUGGUGGUGGCGGCAGUGAUAGUUCGUCGAUGCUGGUCGCCGAGCAAGGUUUCGUGCGGUUCCGGGCGCUGGAAGAACCGGCGCUCAGCUCGCGGACCAACAUUAGGGAUAAGAAUAAGCUAUUUAUGAAUUCUUAGAGUUUAGCCGAUGGAUUCCCGAAGCAGCAGCUGUAAAAUUUGUGCAUUUUUGUUCUUCUUUUUCUGACUAUAGAAUUAACCAUGAAGAGGAAACGUUCGCACACUCCCCGCUUUCCCUUGGACGUAAUAUUUUUUCUUCUCCACUCAAGAAGAAAAGCUCGAUGUAAAUAGUUAGUGUGAAGAAAUGGCAGGAUUAAGGCGAAACAAUUCAGUCAAGUGAUCGAUUUAUUACUAAUUAACUAAAAUGGAAAUAAAACAAAAAAGCUACGAUUCUAGGAUAUAAGUGAAAAAAUAAAUGAUGACAUUUAACUAGUUGUGUAUAAUAGAAAGAAGUAAGGAUUUAAGGUUUUCCGCUCUAUCCCCUGUUCCCCUCUAUCUAUCGAUCUAUCUAUCUAUCCAUCCAUACAUCUCUUCGCCAAAGGUUCGUUAUCGGUAUCUGCUAGGCCAAACGGGCGGAAUCCGUCGUUUUCUCCCCUUCGUUGUACAUUGCCGAAUUUUUUCUUUCACUCACUCUCUCGUAAAAUUCGCUUCGCAUCUGUAUAGUAGGUACUUAUCGCUUUUAAAUCGCUAUCUUAAAGAAAACUUAAAACGAAACGAAAAGAUUGCCUUUUUCCAGUUUUCCCUAAAUCCCAAUCCUCAUGACAUUCCCCGUUGAGACACCACAAAACCGUAAGAGAGAAAGAGAGUAGCAGGCCGAGCGAAAUUGCAGUCAAUUCUGCAAAGCGCAAAAACCAUCUACGUAAAGUGUGCUAUAAUUAGACAGAGAGAGAGAGCCCUCAUACCUCAUCGACAGAAAACGGAAGAAAUAUGCAAUUAGAACUGACACAAAAAAGUGUGUGUUUCAAACCAAACAAAGCUAAACAACUCACAGGACCGGUAAAGCCUCGUGUAGAGGAAGAUUGCGGCAUGGAACACUGAGAAACAAAAACACGUAACUGGAAAGAAGAGUGUUUGUUGUUGAGGAAAUAAGAACCCAGUGAAAUUUGUAGACCCGCAUAAGUCCGAUCAUCGGUCUGAUUAUCGGACCGAUUGAGCACGAUAUAGGGCCGAUCGUAGCGCUUCAAUCGGCCCGUCAUCGGACAAUUCUGCACCAUUUGCAUCAACCGCGUCGACAUAAAAAAAAGCUUUAUGUUUACAUUAUGCAUCGCUAGAGAAACAGAGUGAAGGAAUAUCAAACAAGACAUUUUCGAGCCGACAUCUUCCCGAUAGGGUGUGAAAGAGUGUUAAACAUUUUUUUGUUUCGAUCAUAGAGGCUUUAACCUUUAGGUCAUUCGCCUCUUAGGGCCAGAAAAACUCUGACCCUAUGUUCGAGGUUGGAAAUCCAACCCCGAUAUAUCUCAUCACCUGAGUAAUCAGACAUCCGCUCUCUGCUUUGGUAUAUCUUCACUCUUUUGUUCUACCGAUACACUAUGCAAGCUCGAAACGCAAUCAAAAGCUUUCUUGCACGAUGCGUCCGAUGUUCGGAUUUACUGGGAAGUUGAAACACGCAUAGUUUGGUUGGAGUAGGAAGGGAAAUCGAAAGAAAUGCAACCAAUUGUGAUGAUUUAAUCCGUCGCGUUUUGUCUUCAAUGCACACUGCACUGCACUACAACCGUUUACAUUUGAAUUAAAUGAAUAAAAAAAUAAAAAUAACAGAACAAGGCAGUCGUCAUCGUUUUUGUCGUAACUGUUUUUGAUGUUUUUUGUCCGAAGAACAAAUGAAAAUAGAUACAGUUAAGUAAGAGAAGAAAUAGUUAAAACUAUCUGGAGAUGGAACCAAUCGAUAUAACAAAUAGCAGAUGAUUUCGUGUUAUAGUAUUAUAUUCCACGUUUUGUUUUAAGUGAAGCGAUAAUAUUUUAAAUGUUGGGAAUUUUUAUAUCUGUUGGUUUUGGGUUUCCGCUAGAAAGCACAGUGUAAAGAGCAGUUUUAUUUACAUAAUUUUUUUUGAGUUUUUUUUUCUUCAUUUAGCACAGUGGGACUAACGCGGAGUCUAUUAAAACUUUUCGUAAUCGUGCUCUCGAUUAAAUUUUGUUCGCUGCUGUGACUGCUUUUGGCCAAGUAAUUUUGAAAAGACUGACAUUUUUAUCGAACAGGACGUAAUUGUUUUUAAGUCGAUUAAUUAGGAAGUUUUAACUGUUAGCAGGUGACUAAAGUCGAGAGAUUUCGAGCCAAUAUCUUAAUAUGGCAAUGAAGUGUACAUUACCAUAGAUUAUUUAUUUUAAUAUAUCUGAUCUGAAUGUUGGACACACUUUUGGAACUCUUUUGCUGUCAGUAGCUAAAUGUUUGACUAGAUCAAGUUGAUCAAUAAUGUUUCAGCAUUUAAAUCUGUAGCACGAACACAUUGAUCAGACACCAACACCUACAACUUUGCGAUGUAAAAUAAGUGCCAUGGUAAAUCAAUUUAGCCGAAAUCUCCAAUUAAAUCUAAACGUUAUUCGCUAUACUCACGUUUCGCAUUUAUUUUACCGGUUUGCUCGCUAAGCCCACUGUGUACAAUUGAAGAAAUAAUGCAUUUAUCUCUAACCGGUUGAAAUCAGUCUACAUUCGUAGUCUAAACAAACACGAACACAAGCUAGUCUACUUUAAUAAUCGUUUAUUUUUAUUAUUUCGUUGUAAACUGGAACCAUUUUCAUCCAUCCACUCAUGUAGUCUAAUUGCGUCCUCUUGUUCCUCGUCUCUUCAUCAACGUAAAAUACAUAAACACUCUUACCGAUGGGUACUAUUGAUGAAAAAAUAAAACAAAAGAGUAAAAAUCACUUACUACUUAAUAAGAGCAGCUUCAUUUGAAACAGAGAAAAAUCACAUCACGUCCCGUAUAUUGUGUAUCAUAGAAACAAUUGAACAAACAAGUCUGUGUAAAUGCGCGAACAAGAGUUGGCAAACUGAUUAUUUUAUAAGUCAAUCAGAAAAUAAAAAAACAUAAAACAAAUAUGAAAGUACUAGUAAAUAUAAAACAAGAAACAAUUCAAUUCUCUCCUCUCUAGGCGCGUCAUCGCCCUUUUACCUUUCUGUUAGGUUUGUCUUUCAACAAAUCCUGGUGUACAUUACUCCUCCUGCAUAUUCCUAGACCUCAUCAACCAUUAGACCCCCCCAUAUCUUUCCUCCCUCGCGACAAGCAAAGCAAGACAAAACAGUCCUUUUGUUAGUCAUAUAAGCGGAUGAAACUGACCUUAAUAAUAAAUAAAAAAUAGAUAGCGAGAAAAGCUGAAACAAAAUCUAAACCGUGGUGUACCAACAAGCGAGAGAGGAAAAUUACAUUAGUAAAUAACAAGCCAGACAGCUGAUUGUAAUAAAAUUAUAAAUAUUUAAAACAUUAAAAGAAAAACAAACACAAACAAAAUCCAACGCUGAUUAGGCGAAAUUCACGGAAACAAAAAACGAAGUAAAAUCGUUUCUCUAUUUAACUCUGUUGUAAAAAGUCCCCUUCGAAGUCCCCUACUACCAGUUUCUUUCCGUUUGCCUUCUCCUACUCGUAUAAGAAUAGAUUGAUUGGAAUAUGAGAAGAAAAAAAAAAUCUGCCAAAGCAGACGGACACUUGUCGUGAUCGUAGAAAGGAGAGGUAAAGAAACAAGAGCCCCCUUCGCUAAACCAGUAAAGUGAACAAGUGAGAACCCGAGCGGUAGUAAAAAGCGAUAAAAUAUUAUUUUAUAUAUAUUAUAUAAAUAAUAUUCUCUAUGAAUACUGAAACAGAAAACAAGAAAAAAUGAAAACCCUAUGUAAUUGCAAAUAAUUGAAAAGUAUAUACUCAGUAAAAUAAAAAGUGAAAAACAAAAUA